Molecule: messenger RNA, 2896 nt
Organism: Tricharina praecox
Lineage: Eukaryota; Fungi; Ascomycota; Pezizomycetes; Pezizales; Pyronemataceae
Product: peptidase family M1-domain-containing protein
Exons: 10
Coding region: 73-2682 (869 amino acids)
Biological process (GO): proteolysis; peptide catabolic process
Cellular component (GO): cytoplasm
Molecular function (GO): zinc ion binding; peptide binding; metalloaminopeptidase activity
Source: RefSeq, a predicted model, not a curated record
GCCUGAACAUAAAACUACCCCGCGAACGGCGAUAGUGUUUCAAUCAAACACCAUCAAUUCAUCGUAUCAACCAUGGCUUCCGACAGAGAUAUCCUCCCCUCGCACGUAAAGCCAACCCACUACGGGCUCGACCUCACGAACCUCGACCGCUCGAGCUUCACCUACGACGGAACGGUCACGAUCUCGCUCGAGCUGAAGCAAGCCACGCGCACGAUCUCGAUCAACUCGAAGCAGCUGACACUGCACUCUGGCAGCGUGUACCUCGACAGCAGCAAGUCCACCGUCGCCGUCACCGACAUCAGCUAUGACAAGAAGACGGAGAUAGCACAGCUCACGCUGGCGGAGGAGAUCCCGAACGAGGGGACCGCAUCCUUCACCAUCAAGUUCUCCGGCGCACUGAACCACGAGAUGGCCGGCUUCUACCGCAGCGCGUACAAGAACGGUGGAAAGGACGACUGGAUGUACUCGACGCAGUUCGAGUCGUGCGAUGCGCGCAGGGCGUUCCCCUGCUUCGACGAGCCGAACCUCAAGGCAACGUUUGACUUCUCGAUCGAAAUCCCCGAGAGCUACACCGCUCUGUCGAACCAGCCCGAGAAGGAGAGUAAGGACCUGGGCAAUGGACUGAAGAAGGUCACGUUCGUCACCGCGCCGAAGAUGAGCACGUACCUCUAUGCCUGGGCGUGCGGCGAGUUUGAGUAUGUCGAGUCGUUCACCGAGAGGGAGUAUGAAGGCCGCGGGAAGCUGCCCGUCAGGGUUUACACCACCAAGGGGCUCGCCGAGCAGGGCCGCUUCGCCCUCGAGAACGCCUGCAAGAUUGUCGAUUACUUCUCGGAGAUCUUCAAAAUCGACUAUCCCCUCCCAAAGGUCGACCUGUUGGCUGUUCAUGAAUUUUCACACGGUGCUAUGGAAAAUUGGGGUCUGAUCACAUACAGAACGACCGCUGUUCUGUUCGACGAGAAGACCUCGGAUGCUCGCUACAAGACGAGGGUUGCCUACGUCGUGGCGCACGAGCUAGCCCACCAGUGGUUCGGAAACCUGGUGACGAUGGACUGGUGGUCGGAGCUGUGGCUGAACGAGGGAUUCGCAACCUGGGUCGGAUGGUUGGCUACCGACAAAUUUCACCCAGAAUGGGACGUGUGGGGCCAGUUUGUCACUGAAUCCCUUCAAACAGCGUUCCAGCUCGACGGCUUGCGUGGAAGCCACCCGAUCGAGGUCGAGGUGCGCAGUGCGCUCGAGAUUGAUCAGAUCUUCGAUCAUAUCAGUUAUCUCAAGGGCUGCAGCACUAUUCGUAUGCUCAGUAGUCACCUCGGUGUGGAGACGUUCUUGAACGGCGUUUCCAACUACCUCAAGAAGCACGCCUAUGGAAACGCUACUACCGAAGAUCUCUGGACAGCUCUGGGAGAGGAGGCAGGUGCCGACGUGGCUGGGUUCAUGCGCAACUGGAUCAAGACGAUUGGAUUCCCCGUGCUCACCGUGACCGAAGCGCCCGGACAGAUCACGGUCAAGCAGAGCCGGUUCCUGAGCACCGGCGACGUCAAGCCGGAGGAAGACAGCACCACCUGGUGGAUCCCGCUCUUCCUGAACGAUGAAGCGUACACCUCUUCGGCCGAAAAGGUAGCCGCGCUCACAGCCAAAGAAUCCACCAUCAAGAACCUCAACACAUCGCACUACAAGCUCAACCACGGCCAGAACGGCUUCUACCGCGUCAACUACCCCUCCUCGCGGCUGACCCAGCUCGGCGCGGACCGGCACACGCUCUCCGUCUCCGACCGCGUUGGGCUCAUCGCCGACGCCGCAGCAAUGGCCUUCUCCGGCGCGGGCAGCACCGCAGGGCUACUCAGCUUCCUGCACGCUUUGUCGGACGAGCAGUCCUACCAAGUGUGGUCCGAGAUCCUCUCACAGCUCAACAAGCUACGCAGCCUAUUCGCCGAGUCCUCCCCCCGUAUCCGCGACGGCCUCACACAAUUCACCCUAUCGCUGAUCUCUCCGACCGUCGCCAAACUGGGCUGGGAGUUCAGCGCAGGCGAGGACUUCCUGACGGGGCGCCUGCGGGCCCUGCUCCUCUCCACGGCGGGCACAUGCGGACACGCCGCCGUCAUAGCCGAAGCGCAGCGGCGCUUCGCCGCCUACACCUCGGGCGACACAUCCUUGGUGCACCCGUCCCUUCGCCUCGCAAUCUUCCGGACCGCGGUGGGCACCGGCGGCGCCGUCGCCGUCACUGCAGUGCUGGCGGAGUACGCGCGCACUGCGGCCAUCGACGGACAGGAGAUCUGUCUCUCCUCCCUCGGGCGCGUGCGGGAACCGGCGCUGAUCCGCCAAGUCCUCGAGUUCACGCUGUCGGACAAAGUCAAGGUGCAGGACAAGCACACGCCCGCGAUCGCGCUGUCGAACAACUCUGAGGCGCGCGGGGCGCUGUGGCGGUUCAUACAAGAGAACUGGGACGAGGUGUAUAAGCAGCUCAGCGGGAAUAUGGUCGUCCUGGACAGGUUUCUGAAGAACUCGCUGAAUAAGUUUGCGAACCGAGAGGUGUUAAGCGAGAUCGAGGAGUUCUUUAGAAAGAAGGAUAAUACUGGAUAUGAUAAGGGCUUGGGCGUCGUGAAGGAUAAUAUUAGGGGGAAUGCGGCGUAUGUCGAGAGGGAUGCGCGCGAGGUUGAGAAGUGGCUUGGAGAGCACGGGUACUAGAUACCUAGAUAGACGGGCUGGAUGGGCUGGAGGGAACGGGGGGAACGGGGAGAGAACGGGAUUGUAUGGUACAUGUGAGAACCGUACUGUAUCAGAACCGUAUCUACUAUACAAGAACCAUACUAUGAGAACCGGACUGGACAGGAUUGUGAGAACUAGACUGUACUUUACUCUGUGAGAACUAGACAAUGAGAACUGGACUAUCAGAACUGAA